Messenger RNA from Penicillium mononematosum, 708 nucleotides. RefSeq lists its product as uncharacterized. Lineage: Eukaryota; Fungi; Ascomycota; Eurotiomycetes; Eurotiales; Aspergillaceae. The coding region runs from base 1 to 708 and encodes 235 amino acids. The record is from RefSeq and is a predicted model, not a curated record. The transcript has a single exon.
AUGUCUCUUCGAAAACCCCACCGUCGCGCCUCGAACGACGAAGAUGAGUACGACCAACAGCACGAUGCGCAACGACAUCAACCAAAUCAUGGACCGAACUUCCCUCACGAUCCCACCGGGAACCAUUUCUGCCUCCAUUGUCACAAAGCCAAUGCGCGGGAGUCCAAGCAGAGGCUAUGGAACAAGAUCGCUGAAACGGAAAGAUUACUCAAAAACACAAAGGAUGACCGAGGCACGAUGAGAAAGGAUCCACCUCUUACAGUCGAUGAGUCCCGAACAAUGGAACAACCAGAACCACCUGGAGCAGCGGAAGGGUUACGGGGAGUGGAGUCCGAUGAACGACGGCAGCGAGUUAGCGAGCAAGAAAGGAAAAACGAGGAAAUGAAAUACGAGCUGGUGCAAAAAGGCAACGAGCUGCAGUUGGCCAAGCGGGAACUCCUGCAGGCCGAGGAAAAGGCGCAGGGGCUACUGCAGAUUAUAGAGAGGAACGAAGUGGGCGAGGGGAUGGCCAAGCUUCUUCAGAAACAAUACUCACAGAACCGUCAGCUACAGAACAAAGUCGACAGUCUCUCCUGUGAGAUGAAGUUAAAGGCAUUGGAGACAAAGGAGUUGGAACGGAGGCUGUUGGAGGAAUAUGCCCAACAUGAGUGGGUGUACAAGUAUGUUGGUUCCCUUGAACUGCGGGGGAGAGUGGCAGACCGUGUUUGA